Drosophila biarmipes is the source of this 7382-nucleotide messenger RNA. RefSeq names its product ATP-binding cassette sub-family C member Sur (gene Sur). The record is from RefSeq and is a predicted model, not a curated record. Gene Ontology annotation, molecular function: ATP binding; ATP hydrolysis activity; ABC-type transporter activity. The coding region runs from base 542 to 7147 and encodes 2201 amino acids. NCBI's taxonomy places the organism in Eukaryota, Metazoa, Arthropoda, Insecta, Diptera, Drosophilidae. The transcript has 23 exons. Gene Ontology annotation, cellular component: membrane. Gene Ontology annotation, biological process: transmembrane transport.
UCGGUCGAAGACGGUUGGCCUUUUCUUCUCUCGAAGUUUUCUUUAUCGCGGGGAACGUGCGCCCCAACAGCCCCGGCCCCCGGCCAUGUCUCUUGCAGCUAUUUGUUUAUACAGAAAUUACUUAAAAGAAUAAUAACUGAAUGGCAACUGGGGACGCGACGGGCUCUCUCAGUUUGAAACGAAUCGGCAUUAAUUUUGGAUCCAUCGCGAUCGCGUUCCCGCAUAACACCACACAUUGCGCCAGCAGCAAUCGCAGUGCAUAUUCCCGAUUGCGAAAUAGUUUGUUUAUAUUGAGCGAUUCUGUAUUGGCCGCUCAACCUGUUGUACGCCAAAGUUUGAAAGUGAAUGCUGCCUAUAGAUUCGGUUUUAAUUGUGGCCGUGCGAUACAAAGCCUCGCAACGGGAGGGAAAUAUUUUGAAAUGAUAUCACAAAUGUGAAAUCUUUCGGUUGUGGGGAAGAGUUGAAAGCCCGGCGCCUGGGCUGGAAAACAUUGGCAACCAUCACUCGAUUCUGGCCAUAAGUUUCGCUUUUAUUGGCCAUUAUGAAGCAGUUGUUCAACAUAAUACACUGUGACCACUUGGAUGGGCAUGUUCGCUCUAUUUAUGAUAAUUUAAAUACAGAUGUUUGUGGCAUUGACCGUGUGAGGCGUGUUUUUACGUGCCUGAGCAUUUUUCUGCUACUUUUCGGCUGGAUACUUGUUUGGAAAAGAUACAAAAAAUGCCAUAAAACAUUACUAAUAUUCCACAAUGGACGUGCAGCUGUUUCCCUGGCCCUUUUGGCUGUAAAUAGUUUUGAAUUGGCCAGGAACCUUCUUCCUCAGCAAAAUGUGAGAUACCUUAACAGCCUUUUCCAUUCGAGUCCCAGGGAUCUGAAUUAUUUGGUUGUAAUUGGUUCGGGAGAAGUAUGGAACGCGAUUUUCUCUACAUUUCUGACCCUCAUGCUAAUGGUAUAUCAUCGCAUUGUGGAGCGAAAGAAGUCCACAGUGUUUUUGUAUGCCAGUACUGCCGUGGAGGGCUUGACCUUUGCCCUGCUCUUCAACGAACUCUUUGAGCUGGGGCGCUACGAGGACUAUCUGGAGCUCCAGACGUGCCUCGUGGGCAUGGCCGCCCUGUGCAUGAUAUCCCUGGCAUUGAUGGAUGGCGUUACCAUAUACAAGGAAUGCUAUCACGAUGACUAUUUGGAAGACUAUGCCAAAAUCGGCUACAAGCACUCCCUGGCCACAUUUUACUCGAAAUGCUGCUUCUGGUGGCUAACACCACUGCUGUGGCUGGGCUACAAUGAACCACUGGAGCUGAAGAAUUUGGGUCAAAUGAAGCUGGAGGACAGCGCCAGGUCCCACUACGACCACUUCCUGUAUAUCUACACUGAGAAGAAGAAAAAGUCAAAUUCGUCGCCUUCCCUGUGGUACUGCUACAUAAAGAACAGUUGGCAAAUGUUUGCCCUGGGCGGCAUUUUGAAGCUGGCCGGUGAUUUAUGUGCCCUGAUUGGACCGCUGGCCAUACAGAAUAUCGUGGAAUAUAUUGAGGAACUUUAUGCCCAGGCUGUCAGCCCGGAGGAGCCGCCGCCGGAGGAGACGGCUCUGCUGACCGCCUCCAGGAUCCUGGUCAACGAGUUCGACGAGGUCUUCGGCACCAACAUCGAUAGGGUGCGAAUCUACAGCAGCACGUGGUCGGAUCUCCUGGCCAAUGGGUGGUGCAUCGCCUGGAUUGUCCUGCUGGCCGCCAUCACGCAGGGCGCCCUGUCGCAGGCCUCGACGCACAUCCUCAACAUGACUGGCAUCAGGAUUAAGACGUCCCUGCAGGGUCUAAUUUAUAGGAAAAGUUUGCUUCUGAAUGCGGGCGGUGGGUAUUCCGAAGAAGAAGCUCAGGCGACUUCCCCUCCUCCGGAUGAGAAACCGAAAAACGAGAGUACCAAGCCAGCAUCAGAGCAGGUGGACAGCUCAAGCGCAUCGAAAAUCACCAAUGACAUCGGCAGCAUUACCAACCACAUGACCGAGGACACCCUGAACAUCAUGCAGUUCUUCCUGAUCAUCCACUAUGCCUGGGCCAUUCCCUUUAAGAUAUCUGUGGUUAUAUAUUUACUGUAUGUGAAUUUGGGAAUAAGUGCAGUUAUUGGAUCCAUAGUCUGCAUAGUGAUAAUGACGCCCCUGCAGUUCUUAAUUGGUAACGCUAUGUCGAAAAAUGUGGAGGUAAUUGCGAAAUACACCGAUGAGCGACUGAAGAAAAUACACGACACUUUGGUGGGCAUCAAGGUCAUCAAACUCAAUGCCUGGGAUGAGGUGUUUCUCAAAAAGAUUCAAGUGGCGCGAAAUAAGGAGCUCAAGUAUCUCAACAAGGAUGCCACAUUUUGGACCUUAAUGACUGUUCUCACUCAUGUGGCCACCGUGCUGAUCACCUUCGUCACCCUGGGCGUCUAUGUGUGGCUACACCGGGAUCAGGACUUCGACCUGAAUGCCAGUCGACUCUUCUCCUCUCUGGCGCUCUUCCAGCAACUCACGGUGCCCCUGCUGAUCUUCCCCAUCACAGUGCCCAUUAUCAUAGCAGCCAGGGUGUCAACCAGGCGGCUAGAGCGAUUCCUCAACUCCAGCGAGAUCCAAAAGCAGUUCGAGGGCAUACGAAAUAUGGCCAGGAUCCUGAGCAAGAGCGAUGCCUCCUUGGAUAUGUACGAGACGCAGGAGAAAUCGAACAUGACAAUGCGGACGGCUCAAGCGGAAAAUCGGCUAAAUGAAAAGCGGCUGGCCCAGAAGUCUGAAGUGCCAACUAAUGCCACGCCCCUGCUGCUAAAUACCGAUGAAUCAGGGGGAGAUGUGUCCCCAUCCAGCAUUCAGGAACUGGGCCACAACAAGAUAGUGCAGCAGCGCAGGGAACUGCUGCGGAAUACUCCUUAUGUGGCCAUCAGGCCUCCGAAAAUGCGAGGAACCAUCGGCGACAGACCGGCGGAAUUCUCGGUGAUUCGUGCCCGGAAUACGGAUAGCUGGCGACGGGAUUCCCUGCUGCUCAAAAUGCCCGAUGACAUUGCCGUCUCGAUAAACGACGGACUCUUCACGUGGCAGCCGCAGAGUCAGAUGCCGGUGGUGCAGCUGCAAGUUCCCGGCAUCAUCGUUCCCAAGGGAAAGCUAACCAUAGUUGUGGGCAAAAAUGGCAGUGGCAAGACCUCCCUGCUGUCCGCCCUGCUCAUGGAGAUGCCCCUGCUCGUGGGCAACAUGUUCUGGCACAAAACCUGCACAAUUUCCUACGUUUCCCAAGAACCUUGGCUUUUGAAUGACACCAUCCGGGAGAAUAUACUUUUUGGGGAGUCCUUUCGACCCAUACGAUAUGAUUUCGUGCUGGAAGCCUGUGCCCUCAAGCCCGAUAUUGAGUUGAUGCCCAAAGGCGACUUUACCACUAUUGGAGAGCGUGGCAUAAAUAUUUCCGGAGGACAGAGGCAGCGAAUUGCGAUUGCUCGAGCUAUAUACUCCUCUGCCAAUGUGGUUAUCAUGGAUGACCCCCUUGCCUCUCUUGAUAACGAGGUGGGUGAGCAUAUAUUUCAGCAUUGUAUUCGCGAGAUGCUGGAAAAAUCAAAUCGAACUUUUAUCCUGGUGACACAGCAAUUGCAUCGCAUUAAGGAAGCGGAAUACUUGAUUGCCAUAAAAGAUGGUCGUGUGGAGGCGUGUGGCAGCUAUGCGGAAAUUGAAUUGAUGCAUCCAAAAAUAACCGCUAAAUGGAACUCGAUUAUUGCCAUGGAUAAGGCCAAAAAGGAGAAUGUUUCACAGAAUCCAGGUGAAAAAACAGCUGGGGAGCGCUGGAAGCUACUGAAAAACGUAAGCAGGUUGGGAUUGCAGCGCUCCAUCUCCGUGACAAUGGACUCCAAUGGAGGCUGCCAGGCAGACGCCACCGAUGGCAGUGGCUGCAUAUCGGUGGCCAUUAGCCAGUCAAAUGUGGUGGAAGAGGACGAGGAGGAUGACCAAGUGUGUGCCUCUUAUAUCAACAGCAACGGCGGCUUCAAUCAGCAGCGGAAGCGCUCCAGUAUCUACGGCUCCCGGCACCUGAUGUACGAUGUUCCCCUGCCCAUUGACGAGUGCCAGGGAGAUGAUGUCAUCAUGCGUCCGCGUCGCCGGCACACUCUGAGUCGUCGUGGAAGUAGGACCACCAAUUCCUGGCACCGAUUAAGUGGUCUGAGCACCCUGACCGCCACUUCUGCUUCGAGUUCCACCAGCGGAGACCUCCUGAACCGCAGUACCGUGGCCACCUGUGGCAGUAGCUAUGCGGAAAGCAGCGUGGAUGGCUGUGAUUUGGGCUCCGCAGCACCUGAGCCUCGGGUUCAAUCCUGGCAGCCGCCGCAGAAUGUGGCCCACCAACCUCUGUCCCGGAACGCCUCCUCACCGCCAGCCAUGGAGGUGACAUGUCCGAAGAACACGGAGUCUGAGGAGGCCUUGAACAUCAGCUCGGAGGGUCCCUUGGAUGACCAGGUGCGAGGCAGUUUUCAGCAGUUCCUCCGGAGAAUGUCCAUGCGGCGUUCCAAUAAACCCAAGAACCAUCAUCUUCCACUCAGCGCCACCAACUCCAUUCUAAGCAUUUCGGAGGAGUCUCCCCCCAUUGUUCAUUUUCCUUCGACACUCUUAACGACAGAUGCUGCUGAAAAAGCUAAAUUGGUUCAGGAUGAAUUACUUUCAGAGGAAAAGCCCAAGAAAAGCGUGAAUAUUGACUCGAAGGAAACCACAAUAAAUUGCGCUGACACUGGCGAAUCAGCGGCCGACAAAGAAUUGGGGGCAAACGUGACAUCCUCGGCCGCCCAGGAGCCCGGCGAGGGACACGUGCUGCUCUCGGCAGGUGGAUCCGCUCGAACUGCCAUUGAUACGGAACGCAAAUAUGGGAAAAUAUCGGACGACAUAUAUCUAAUGUACAUACGGGCCGCCGGUCUGCCCAUAAUCACCGUCUUUUUUAUCACCGCACUAAUUUGGCAGUGUUUGCGUGUCUACACGGACGUUUGGCUGCAGCAGUGGAGCGAUGUCCAUGUCCAGGACCAGGCCCACGGCAGGGCCAAGGGCCAGGACGAAGCAGCGCAGGGUCCGCCGGAGGCGGAGGCCCACGAAGUCACGUACUAUUUUCGCAUGUACGCCGCAAUUUCGUGUGUUUGUAUAAUAAUGGCCCUGGUAUCAACACCGGCCGGACAAUUUGCCGGCUGUAAUGCCCGUCGUAAUUUGCACGAUAAGCUGCUGCAAACGAUUUUGCAUAAAACGUUGCAUUUUUUCCAAGUGACCCCGCUCGGACGCAUUUUGAAUCCCUUCAGCAACGAUAUGGCCGUCAUUGAUAAGAAAAUAGCCGCCACUGGCCAACGCCUGCUGCAGUUCACCUUGCUCUGCCUGUCGGCCAUCCUGAUCAAUGUCACCAUCUCCCCCUGGAUCCUGGUGCUAACCCUGCCCAUCUGCGGGGCCUACUACAUCAUACAAAAGUUCUACAGGUGCUCGGCAAGAGAAUUACAGCGUAUUGAAAACACGACCAACUCCCCUGUCAUAUCCCAUCUCUCGGAGACCAUUCAAGGAGUGACCACCAUAAGGGCCUUUAAUCAGCAGACUAGAUUUACAGAGAUCCUAUUCAAACGUCUCGAGGCCAAUACCAUUGCCUAUGCGAUACUGAACACCAGUCAUCGAUGGCUGGGGGUGUCAUUGGACUGUCUGGGUGGAUGCAUUGUUUUUGUGGCCACUGUGACGGCCCUGGCGACGGCGAGCGUCAGUUGCAGGAACCACGCGACGAGGCACCUCGCCACCGGGGCAUCCGAAACUUAUGCUGUCAAUAAAGGCCCCUCGGAAGCCCCGUCCCCAUCGCUGGUGGGUCUGGCCAUAAACUACACGUUGUUGGUGCCGAUUUACCUUAAUUGGGUUGUAAAACUUUUGGCUGAUAUGGAGAUGUAUGCGGGCUCCGUGGAACGCAUCGCCCACUAUGCCCAGGCACAGGAUGCGGAUGCGGAUACGGAUCCGGACUUGGACUUGGAGCAGGCCCACCCAGCCACCGAUGAAGAAGAUGUGAGCGGCGAAGUCGAUAGGUCGUCCCGGAGCCAGUCGAAUGCCGGUGACAAAGUUUACCCAGGCGCAACGACAGCUGCCGGUGAUGUUGAUGAAGAUGGAGGCCGAGGUGGAGGUGGAGAAGGAGAUGGCGCAGGAGCUGGUGAAGGACAUGAAAAUGGGGCUGCUGCUGCUGCUGCUGCUGAUAAAUUAAAUGCAGGCAAUGCAAGCGGCGACGGCAAUCACUUAAACUUCCACUUCCUCACGGCGACAGCUGGCGACAAGGUGGAGCAGGCGACGACAAAGACGUCGGUGAUUAAAGAUAAGCAACUGCCACCGCAGGACGAGCAGGUCGGGAAGGUCGUCCUGCCAAAUGAGCCGGCCAGGAAGCUCGAGCGCUAUCAAAGCGUUCCCAUUUCCUGGCCUCAAAGAGGGGAUAUCCAUUUCGAUAAUGUCAGCCUGCGCUACGAAGGUCAAACACAGAAUGUCAUCAGCAAUCUUACACUGAAAAUCCCUGCUGGACAACGAAUUGGCAUCUGUGGUCGCACGGGCAGUGGCAAGUCGUCCCUGGGGCUGUCCCUCUUCGGGGUCCUGCAAACGACCCGGGGCCACAUCUACAUCGACGACGUGGACAUCAAGCGAAUCCGACCAGACGAGCUGCGAACCAGAUUGUCGAUAAUUCCGCAGGAUGUGCACUUGUUCAAUGCAACCAUACGUGAAAAUCUCGAUCCACACGGUUACUUCCAGGACCUGCAAUUGUGGAACUGCCUCGAGCUGGCGCAGCUCAAGGAGUUCGUCAACGGGCACCUCCCCCUCGGUUUGGAAACGGUGAUUUGUGACGGCGGGGUCAACCUGAGUGCUGGCCACCGGCAGCUCCUCUGCCUGGCGCGUGCCAUACUACGGGGAUCCGUGUGCCUGGUCCUGGACGAGGCCACCAGUGUCCUGGACAGCAGCACGGAGAGUGCACUCCUCAAGGCGGCGGAUCUGGCCUUCCAGGGCCGCACCAUCAUUACCAUUGCCCACCGCCUGACCACUAUUCUGGAUUACGACCGCUUAAUUGUGCUGGACCAAGGGCGCAUCGUGGAGGAUGGCAAUCCCAGGGAGCUCCAACAGCUGCCGGGCUCUGUUUUCCGUGGCUUGCUCGAGAAGGGGGCCAGCAAAUGGUAGAUUUUCCUGGCCAAAUACUUAACCAUAACUGUGUCAUAUAGCGAUUCCUAAGUGUAUGUGUAGCAUCCUAACAUAGCCAUUAAGAUACUCGAAAUCCAACGACUUUUGUAUGCUAUUUAUAAGUCCUGAAUGUAUUUCUCAUGUAUUUCCAAGUAUUUGUAUCUGCUAGUCAUGUUUAGUUUCUAAAAAUAAAGCUACGUGUAUUAUGCAAUAAUAAAAACCGACCUAAAAAGUU